UAAAAAGAAAUGGAUUUUCAAGCCUUGAUUCUUUUUGUUUCAUUAUCUCACACAGCAUCUGCGCGCCACCAAACAUCAUCUUUCAAUCUACGUGGCACACCUGGCGCGCUCUGAAUUACAUAUGCAGAAUAGAUUACUCAAAUUUCGUAUUAAAAAAAGAGAGAGAGAACUGUAUUUGAAACCACUCGUCCCUUCUUCUCCUCUCAGAGCCGCGUGUUUGCAGCAUCUGCUCAUGUGUGCUCGCGACUUCUCUUUUGGCACGCGCUGCGCACUUGGCAGCGACGCUCAGAGGAGUGAGGUGUGUGUAACCAAGAGCUAAAAUUGGUUUCAUGAUGAGGAAAAGUGAAGGAGCAAGCCGUUGCGAUCUGUUCUCCUGUCUUGUUUGAAGGAACACAGGGUUCAUCCUUCCUUAUCAGAGAGGACAAUUGAAGAAUACUAUUCGGAACACUUUUUGUGCCAAGAAACUCAAUAUUUUUACCUUUUUUCUCUUGAAAGGGAACAUGGUCGAUUGAACAUUAAUACGACAUCCAGCAAAAAAGAAAAGAAACAAUAUUUAAAUCGCACUUAACAUUUUUUCAAUAGGAAUGGAUUCGCUCAUCACUUCCACUGACUUUCAAAGUAACUGGACGAACAACUCCAUCGCACAGAAUGAAACCGAGAUAUACUGGAACCAGUUUGUGCAACCGGUUUGGAGGAUAGUGCUCUGGGCAGUGGCUUACAGCACAAUUGUCAUUGUCUCCGUGGUGGGCAACAUCACGGUAAUAUGGAUCAUUUUGGCGCACAAACGAAUGAGAACCGUGACGAACUAUUUCCUCGUGAACUUGGCGUUCGCUGAAGCGUCAAUGUCCGCAUUCAACACCGUUAUAAACUUUGUUUACUCCGUGCACAACGAGUGGUAUUUCGGACUCUAUUACUGCCGAUUCCACAACUUCUUUCCUAUAGCCGCCGUCUUCGCUUCUAUAUAUUCAAUGACGGCGAUUGCGCUCGACAGAUAUAUGGCCAUCAUUCAUCCCCUGAAGCAGAGGAUGUCUGCAACACAGACGAAAGUGGUCAUCGGGGUCAUCUGGGUUCUGGCACUUCUGCUGGCCUUCCCCCAGUAUUACUACUCUGACACGGACCAGCUGCCGGGCAGGGUGGUCUGCUACAUCGACUGGCCCGAGUACACUCUCCUGGACUUCAAAAAGAUGUACUUUGUGUGUGUAGCAGUGCUGAUUUACUUCCUCCCUCUCCUGGUGAUGGGCUGUGCUUACCUGGUGGUGGGUUUGACUCUGUGGGCCAGUGAGAUCCCAGGAGAUUCGUCUGACCGUUACCAAGAGCAGUUGACAGCCAAACGCAAGGUGGUGAAGAUGAUGAUUGUGGUGGUAUGUACGUUCGCUGUUUGCUGGCUCCCCUAUCAUGUCUAUUUCCUGAUUCACCAGUUCUACCCGCACCUGUUUGAGCAGCCCUUCAUUCAGCAAGUCUAUCUGACUAUCAUGUGGCUGGCAAUGAGCUCCACUAUGUACAAUCCCAUUAUCUAUUGCUGCCUCAAUGACAGGUUCCGUGCCGGAUUUAAGCAAGCAUUCCGCUGCUGUCCGUGCGUCCCUGAGGGAUCCUACGAGGGUCUAGAGCUCAAGUCCACCCGGUACCUUCAAACCCAGACCAGUUUGUACAGAGCCAGUCGAAUGGAGACCACAGUGUCCUGUGUGAUGCAGCCGUGUGAAGAUGGCCACAAGGUUACCUUUGGGAGCAUCAGAGGGGCUGCUAGGAGGCCGGCAGCUCACAGCCCUUCCAAGGAGUUCACGUCCAAUGGCUCGUCCUCUCGCAGUAUUUCCAAGACCGUGUCGGAGACCUCCAGCUUUUACUCCAGUAAUAACCUACAGGAAUAAGAGUGCAGAAACAGAAGAGCAGGACGAAUAUCACCAUCUUUUGUGGAGAUGUAAUCGUUUAGUGAAUCCUCUUAAAUUCUCCCCCCAGUGUAAAUCUUGAGGAUUACCUUGAGUGUGUGCGGGUGUGUUUUAGCUGGUUGAGGACACACACUGCAAGUGUUUUUCAUUUCAAAUGAUCCAUCAUCUUUCAUUCUUGUCACAUUCUUUUCAUGAGGUUUAAUUAUGAUUAGAGGAAUUUUUACAAAGAUUUUUUCGGCAAAUGUUAUUGUAAUUGACAUAUUUCAUUGUGCUGACUUAAACGAGAGCCUGAUUUAUUGAUCCUGCAAUCACUGAAGACAUUUUAAAAGUUUACAUUAAUGGACAUGUGAUGCAGUGGAACAAUGAGUCAUUAUACUGUAUAUAUUGAAAAUGGCCACUUAUAUUGGUCUCUACUAUAAAAGGAACAGGAGUAAGUUAAAAAAAAACAUAUCCCUCUUAAUCACCCAAGAUGGCCCACCUUCCCCAAAUUAUAUAUGAGCACAUCAUGUUUCUUCAGUGGCUUAUCUUCAGUUGGGAAGAUUAUUUGAGAUCUCACAUCAUAUUUUCUCUGCAAGCACAUCCUUCCUUAAAAAGCACUAAAUUAGCUGAGACUGAAACACACACACACACACACACACACACGUUAGUUUUUGUGAAUUGUGGGGACAUUCCAUAGGAGUAAUGGUUUUUAUACUGUACAAACUAUAUUUUCUAUCCCCCUACACUACCCCUACCC
This is a messenger RNA of Megalobrama amblycephala (Wuchang bream), 2619 nucleotides long. It is a transcript of the gene tacr1a, whose product is annotated as tachykinin receptor 1a. Gene Ontology annotation, biological process: G protein-coupled receptor signaling pathway; positive regulation of flagellated sperm motility. Gene Ontology annotation, molecular function: substance P receptor activity. The coding region runs from base 585 to 1865 and encodes 426 amino acids. Gene Ontology annotation, cellular component: sperm midpiece; plasma membrane. The transcript has 5 exons. The record is from RefSeq and is a predicted model, not a curated record. NCBI's taxonomy places the organism in Eukaryota, Metazoa, Chordata, Actinopteri, Cypriniformes, Xenocyprididae.